AUGGAUGCUGAAGACUAUCAAAGACAUGUUGCUAUGAACGAUAUCUGUGGUCGCAGAUAUGGACUUUGGGGCGAGGGAGAGUGGACCAAUUUAGAGGAUCAGUGGACGAAAUGGUUGGAAAAGGUAUCUGAGGGUCUUGUCGUCUUGCGGAAAGAUCAAAAUGGGAAAGUGAUUGGUACUGUAGUUGACAGGAGGGUAAAAAUAUGCCCCAAAUACCUUGAAGAAGGGCCCCAUUACUCUCUUGGCUCUUGUCCGCGAUGGCAUAUUUGUAAAAGGUUCCUUGAAGAUAAUUGUCGAGGUGGAUGUAGCCGUUCUCAUGACUUCUAUGAUGAGAGUAACAGAGACAAGAUAGAACGAUUUUUUCUUGAGUUGUUUCCUAAUGAACUUAUCAGAAGGAUCGUUAGCUACAGCCUGCCUCAAGUUUGCCUCCUGUUUUUGAACGGAAAAUGCAAUUACGAUGGUUGUCCGUACCUUCAUAUUUGUCCUAGUGUGGUAGGAAAGUUUAAUUGCCAAUGUUCUCUGACACACAACAACGCUGGUCUAAGUUUGCAUAACAAGGAAGUUCUACAAAGGUACUGGCUACAGGCAAGGAUCACUGAUUUUGCUCUUUUGAAUAUUUUGGUGCCGGUCGAGCAAAGAAAUUUUAAAUCAAGCGUAACUGUGAUACGUAUAUAUUGCCCGAAUUUGAAGUUACCCAUAUUUGAGGAUCCCAAAGGCGUCUUAAAAAUACCUAAUGCAAAUGCAUUUGUUAUUGACAAUCUCAUUACACGUUCUACUUAA
Messenger RNA from Porites evermanni, 780 nucleotides. Lineage: Eukaryota; Metazoa; Cnidaria; Anthozoa; Scleractinia; Poritidae. The record is from the annotation of a GenBank genome assembly.